Gracilinanus agilis (Agile Gracile Mouse Opossum) is the source of this 2831-nucleotide messenger RNA. RefSeq names its product copine 3 (gene CPNE3). The transcript is spliced from 15 exons. The record is from RefSeq and is a predicted model, not a curated record. Gene Ontology annotation, molecular function: receptor tyrosine kinase binding; calcium-dependent phospholipid binding. Lineage: Eukaryota; Metazoa; Chordata; Mammalia; Didelphimorphia; Didelphidae. Gene Ontology annotation, cellular component: plasma membrane. Gene Ontology annotation, biological process: cellular response to calcium ion; ERBB2 signaling pathway. The coding region runs from base 1 to 1602 and encodes 533 amino acids.
AUGGCGGCACAAUGUGUGACAAAAGUGGAACUGAGUGUCUCCUGUAACGAUCUUUUGGAUAAAGAUAUAGGCUCAAAGUCAGACCCUUUGUGUGUAUUGUUAUUGAAUACCAAUGGACAACAGUGGUAUGAGGUUGAACGCACAGAAAGGAUUAAGAAUUGUUUGAAUCCCACAUUCACCAAAAAAUUUCACAUUGAUUAUUAUUUCGAAGUGGUUCAGAGGCUGAAGUUUGGGAUUUAUGACAUUGAUAAUAAAACCAUUGAUUUGAAUGAUGAUGAUUUCUUGGGAGAAUUUGAAGGGACUCUGGGACAAAUUGUUUCUAGUAAGAAGAUAACUCGACCAUUGGUCCUCAAAAAUGGAAAACCUGCAGGGAAAGGGAGCAUCACGAUUUCAGCAGAAGAAGUAAAGGAUAACAGAGUGGUCUUAUUUGAAAUUGAAGCAAGAAAGCUGGAUAACAAGGAUCUAUUUGGAAAAUCUGAUCCCUACCUGGAAUUUCACAAGCAGACAUCAGAUGGGCAGUGGCUAAUGGUACACAGAACAGAGGUCAUUAAAAACAACUUGAAUCCUGUUUGGAGGCCUUUUAAAAUUUCUCUGAACUCUUUGUGCUAUGGAGAUAUGGACAAAACCAUUAAGGUAGAGUGCUAUGAUUAUGAUAAUGAUGGAUCACAUGAUCUCAUUGGAACUUUUCAAACUAGCAUGACAAAACUAAAAGGAGCCUCCCGAAAUUCUCCUGUUGAAUUUGAAUGCAUAAAUGAAAAGAAGAGGCUGAAGAAAAAAAGCUACAAAAAUUCUGGUAUUGUCAGUGUGAAACAUUGUGAGAUUACAGUGGAAUGCACUUUCCUUGACUACAUCAUGGGAGGAUGUCAGCUGAAUUUUACCGUGGGAGUAGAUUUUACUGGUUCAAAUGGGGAUCCUCGAUCUCCGGACUCUCUUCAUUACAUCAGCCCCAAUGGAGUUAAUGAAUAUUUGACUGCUAUCUGGUCUGUUGGGAUGGUCAUUCAAGAUUAUGAUGCUGAUAAGAUGUUUCCAGCCUUUGGAUUUGGGGCCCAGAUACCGCCUCAGUGGCAGGUAUCACAUGAGUUUCCCCUAAACUUCAACUCAGAAAGCCCCUUCUGUAAUGGAAUCCAAGGCAUCAUAGAUGCGUAUCGGAACUGCCUUCCUCAGAUUAGACUUUAUGGGCCAACUAACUUUUCUCCAAUAAUAAAUCACGUGGCCAGGUUUGCUGCUGCAGCCACACAGCAACAGACAGCAUCACAAUAUUUUGUGCUUCUGAUCAUCACUGAUGGUGUGAUCACAGACCUCGAUCAAACCAGGCAGGCCAUAGUGAAUGCUUCCAAACUGCCCAUGUCUAUAAUCAUCGUUGGUGUUGGAGGGGCCGACUUCAGUGCAAUGGAGUUUCUUGAUGGUGAUGGUGGAACACUCAGGUCCCCGACUGGAGAGGCUGCUAUCAGAGACAUCGUUCAGUUUGUUCCCUUCAGACAAUUCCAGAACUCUCCAAAGGAAGCCCUUGCUCAGUGUGUCUUGGCAGAAGUUCCCCAGCAAGUGGUGGGUUACUUCAAUACAUAUAAACUCCUCCCUCCGAAGAAUCCUGCUACGAAGUAAUGGAAACAGCCCAGGCCAUCUCAGAAGAAUUCUUCUGUGCCAAGUGGAGCUGUGGGUGCAUUAUCUCUCCCCAAAAUGCAUUCACCAGUAUUGUUUCUUGUGGCCCUUUCUGGCCUCCCUUCGUGUGAUGUGAUUCUUUUUCGACAUGGAGCCAUAUCUAUUUUAAUGCAUUUCUUUUGGAAUAUAAUUUUUGUACAUGCUUGUGAAUUUCUUUUUUUUAAAACAUGUAAAGUGGAUCUCUGUGAAGUGACUUCAUUGACUGGUAAUUGGCAGGAAUUGAACUGAGGCAUAUUUUAGGUGAGGAAGUGGUGGUAGGAUGACUUUUCCUUUGAAUUAAUUGUCUAUGAAUGUGAUAAAGGCAUUUGUGAAUGAUGAUAAGAAGUCACUUUGCUGGAACAAAUGCUAACAAUGAACUGCUAAGCUUGAUUGUUGUCCCAGUCAGUGUGUAUGUCACAAGCAAACUCCCACCCUUGACCAAGAUAAAGCCAUUUUAGCUGACAUGAUUUUGGGGGCAUUUUAACCCGUCCUUCUUAUAUUCCAUCAUUGCCCAUAGCAUGUCAACUUCCUUCACUUGCCACUAAUUGUGCUACGGUCUAUAAGUGAUAUUGUUUUGUAAAUUAAUGCUUUUGCCUUGAGGUGAAAGCACAGACUUAAAUUCUUAUUAAACAUAGACAAACAAUUCUCUGUUGCCUUUUUGGCUCUUUACCAAUGAUUGUUUCAUGGAAGAUGAUUCUGAAGAUGAUCAGGCUGAAUGUGGGUCUUGUUCUUAAACCGCUUCAGGCAAAAUAGAAGAUUCUUUAGAAAUUAAAGACUUAGUUUUUAUGGUGCUUGCAGAUCUUUCCAGCUGGUUAGGUGUUCAGCUCUGUUCCCCUGGGUUGUGAGCCUCAGAGUUUUAGUUUGCUGAGAAUGCUGCAGAGUGGCUCCUGAGUGGACCCCAGUGCAUUGAGGAACAGCUCUGUGCCCCCACGGUCCGGGAAGCCUUUGCUUUUUCCUGAAGCCCACUUCUUUCUAUUUCUUGCAAACCACUUGUUAAUCAGUGCCAAGGGAUUACUUUUACCUCAUUAUGCAACCUUUUUUUAAGAGAUUUUUUUUCCCUUGAGGGGUAAUAGUGAUUUCCUGCCAAUUAAUCUAUCAUAUUGUUCUUUAAAGGUAUAUUAUUUCUUAGUCACAGGAUAUGUUUUACAUUCAAGCAUAAAAUCUUUUGAAAUAAAAAAAUUUUUUUUAGUCAC